AUGUACCCGGAAGAUGUGUCAGUAGAAGUCCAUAGUACUGUCAGCCUAGCCUGCACAGCGUUUGGAGCCCCAGCUCCGUCAGUUGUAUGGAACUCCAGUGGACUCCCUUCCAUAUCUACCAAUGCCUCUGGGUACACUGUGGAGAACCGAUCAGUCGUUAGGGUGGGGGCACUCUCUCUGGUCCAGUCCGUCCUACAUGUCUGUGGAUUCUCAUUGGCCACUGCUGGGAGCUAUACUUGCUCUGCUGAGAACUAUGCUGGAACCACCUCUGUCACUACCACCCUCUCCCUCAACGUUCCGACUGGGAUUGCAGUGGCCCCAAACGACACCAGUGUCUACGUCGGAGACACAGUUGCUCUGUCGUGCGUGAGUCAUGGACUACCUUUUCCUAGCAUAUACUGGACCAGAGAAGGCGAGCCUCUGAGACAACCAGUUGCCGUCAACCAGACGCGGAUUUCUGGAGGUCACGUGACGUUCCUCCAGUCAACACUACUCCUCUGCUCUCUCACACUCUCUGACACUGGGCUGUAUACUUGCUCUGCCUCCAACAACCACUCAUCAGCCCGGCAGACGUUCUCAAUCACCGUCAAGGUUCUGCCACAGAUUGUGAUAUAUCCAAACGACUCUGCAUUUUUUGCUGGGAGCACUGUUCGUUUCUCCUGCACCAGUUAUGGUCUUCCUGCUCCCCCUAUCAGUUGGUCCAGAGACUCUCUCGACCUCAACAAACUAUCAGUCAACGACACCAGGAUUCACAUCUGGAACGAGACGGUUGGAAUUGGUCCAACUUUGGUUGUUAGGUCUCACCUCCUGAUAUGUGGGACGGUGGUGGGAGACAGUGGCAACUACAGUUGUACUGCCAGCACUCCUGAGAGACAAGACAGAGCCCAGUUCCUAGUGAACGUCAUUGGAGUGCCUCCGACUCUCAUUCAAACUCCUGUGGAUGUGGAUAUAGUGGCUGAAAAGGGGAACAGUAUCGUGGCCGCCUGCAUUGCUUACGGGAAUCCAGCCCCUGUCAUUUCGUGGUCGUUACUACCAAGAUUUUCAGGGACCCUAUCUACUGAGCCAGACUCCACCAGUGCUACUGAAGUAAUCAAUACAACCGACAGCACAGUGUACACGAGGCAGCUGGUGGAUGAUGAUAGUGGAGUUGGGAUGGUCUAUUCUUCUCUGCUCCUCUGCCCCGCCCACCAGGGCCUGCUCGUCUCCAGUCUCGUCUCCUGCACUGCCAGCAAUGGAGUGAGCAGUGGAAACACCACCAAUUCUCACUCUUUCCUCAUCAAUGUCACCGUGGAGCCGCAGGUGUUGAAUGAGCAGACGGACCACGAGGGGUUUGUCACGGAGACAGUUUCGCUGGUGUGCAGAGCAGACGGCGUUCCACUGCCUGAGAUCUUGUGGCUCAAAGAUGGCUGUCCACUGUCCCGGACCAUCGAGGAGCUGCCCCGUUUCCAGAUCACGCAGCGUGUGGGGCCAGGGUUCAGACCCCAUGUUCUCGAGUCCGUGGAGAGUGUUCUG
Messenger RNA from Geodia barretti, 1512 nucleotides. The record is from the annotation of a GenBank genome assembly. Lineage: Eukaryota; Metazoa; Porifera; Demospongiae; Tetractinellida; Geodiidae.